AUGGCAGACACCAUUGUUGUAUCGGGCAACAUCAAAUUGCGUGGCGUAAAGAAGUUGACAACGUUUAGCCGUAAACUGGCAUUUGUUGACUCAAGUAGUAAAUUGGACAUCAGAGCUCCGGCGGUGACAAAAAGCUGCAGUGCAGGAACUCUCGGAAAAGAUGGAUGCGAUGGAAAUCAUGGAGCAGAUGGACCAACAGUGGAGAUAUUUGCGGAUACGGCAGAAGGAUACAUCAACAUACACACAAAUGGAGGAAAUGGUAUGAGAGGCGGCAACGGCCAAAACGGCGCCGGAGGACCUAAUGAUAACCAUCAGCAACGCAACAGGAAUCGGGCGGACGAUUGUGAAGGUGACCAGUACGCCACAAGAAACAGUCAAGGUGUAAUAACUGCAUGUACAUCAAGUAUCCCCGGGAUACGAGGUCGAAAAGGAAUGCGAGGAUAUCCUGGAGGAUAUGCUGGGAAUGCAGGAAAUGGUGGAGAUGCAGGGCAUCAAACAAUCAACAUCAGAAGCCUGCGGGGGAAGAUGAAUCUUAAGACAUGUCGUGGAACAGGAGGCCCAGUAGCUGCUAAUGGAAGGGGAGGACCGGGAUUUGAACAUUUUCAGCGAAAACUUAAUCAGCUGAAUGGCUUGAAAGUUAUACAGUCGAAUCUGUUCAGCGGAGGUCAAGGAGGACGUGGAGGCCAUGGGAUUAGAUGUUAUCAUCACCGAGUCUGUUUGUACACUGCGUGUACCGGACACUGUUACAAGGGUGGUACCUUACCACGGGCGGCGCGCGGGCCUCCUGGCGAUAAAGGACCUGACGGACCAGCUUUGGUGAUGCCUGGUACUAAUGGUGAGGUAGCAAACUCCUACCUUCAAAAAUCAGAGCUCAGUCGCAGCCAAAAAGAUAUGUAUCCAUUGCCACUGCUAAAGGUGAUAACGAGAUACGCUGAAGACCUUGUCUGGGCAAACAAGACAGCAGACGCCAAAGCAGUCUUGACCUUUUUAGUCAACGUUACAGACGGAAGAUCAGACUCAUCGGAACUGAAAAAGCAUGCACAACGAAGGUUGACAUUCCUAGACGCUGCAGGAUAUGACAGAUUUGGAAAUAAUGAAUUGUUUGCUCCUCUUACUAAAUGGGAGACAUUCAAGACACAGCUGACAACACUGAGAGACAAUGCUAGGGACUACGAGAGUGCUUACAAUGGAAUUCAGACAUCGAUUCAACAAAAUGCUGGGAUAAAACAAAUAGCACAAACUAUUUCUACAGCAGCGAGGAUUCAGGUCGACAGUCAAAAAUCCAGACUUCAAGAUGCGAAAAAAACAGCAAUGGACGAAAAAAACGUUUACGUCCAAGCUAUCACCCAACUGGAACUUAACAUGAAUGGUUCUCUUACAGCUCUAUCCAAUGAGCUGCCUGAUGGAGAUGCAGAUGCAGAGUUCACAAAGCGAGACCUCUUAGUUGUACUCCAAGGACUCGCAGGGAUUGUUGCUGCAGGUACAAUAAGUGAUCCCUUCACGGUUGCUUCCACCACUUUCAGAGUGAUCGGGAAUUUUGCAACGCAAUGCAACACCGGGACACUCCAGGAAAACAAAGACAAACUCUUAAAGUGGCUGACAUUUGGUAAGAAUUAUGCUGCUCUUAAAGAUUCAAGUGAAUUGGAUUUUACCCAAUUGGAUGUAGAAGCUGUACCAGAAAUCAUGAAGGCCAAUCUAGAAAUAAACAAGGAAGGUCUUAUAGCGGACCUUGGAUGCAUGUUAAACGAGGCAUCGGGGGCAUUUAAAAGGGAGAUGGAAAGCUUCUUUAUUUCUGGUGCAGCAAGGAUUGACCUCAUAGCCAAAGUUAUCGACCUGGACAAUGCUAUCGGAGGAUACAAUUUUGACAUUCAAAAUUUAGAGGCAACGUCUAAUGAACUAGCAAGUCUUCGUAGUGCUGGCGCUUCACCUAUCGCUGAAAAUAUACAGCAGAUUUUUCUCGACGAUCUCCUGACUUCCUAUCAGCAAAUGGAGACCAGUUUCACCAAGAAUCUCAUCCAGUUAUACAAAGGCUUCGAGUUCCGCACACUCUGGAAUGUAGAUGGCACCCUAAAAAAUCACCAACGACUCGCAGUUGGGGCUGCUCCCGGCACUGGACAACUGCGAGGAGUUUUAGAGUUGAACAACGCUUUGACAGCGUUCAAUUCUGUUCUUAGGAAAGGACAGCAAUGCUUUUCACAGUUCAUUCACCAAACCAGCACUCACAAAUGGUCUUUUAACAGUACCACACACCCUUUAUUAUUUAGUGACUUGCACAAUGGCAAAGCGAUGUUUGAUUUAUCUAUAGACGACAGUUGUAGCAAUUGCUACAAUAUACGCUUACUAAAGAUGUACAUUGAGCUCUACGGGAAUGGAUCUCAAACCAAAAACAACCUCCCGGGUAGAGUUUACCUUGGGUUAAAACAUUCGACAGGAUCGUACUUUAGAGAUGGAAAUGGAGCAGUGAGGGAAUUCCGACAGCCAUUGGCAUUACAGCAUAGAACGUUUAAGUUCAACCGCUUUGAAAUAACUGAUACAGCUAAAUGUGUAGAAAUGCAACUGGCUGGAAAUGGGGAUUCUUCUUACUGUUUGGGAGAAGACGACACACGGUUGGUACCAAUGUGUUGCCAUUACCUCAGCGGUGACUCGUGUGAAGACCGACUCGGCGGAGGAAAUGAGUGCCAGAGUCCAUUUGGAACGUACGAAUUGACUAUACCAAAAGACGAUCAACUUAUUUGUUCAACAGGAGGUGCACAAAUAACGGACAAAAACUGCAAAGAUUUUGAUCGUACCAUUUAUACCCAUAUGAACAUCUGGGUACUCAACUUGCUCUGGACCGGUCAGUAUCCCACAACACCAGACGAUUCUAGAUGUGGCCAUUCUGCUCUUACGAAGUCUGCUGUGAGGCGCCCCCCCCAAGACAAAGUUUUAAAAAAGUUUGAGACAUAACUAAAACACGAUGAAUUCCAAUAUAAAUUAA
Pocillopora verrucosa is the source of this 2977-nucleotide messenger RNA. NCBI's taxonomy places the organism in Eukaryota, Metazoa, Cnidaria, Anthozoa, Scleractinia, Pocilloporidae. The record is from RefSeq and is a predicted model, not a curated record.